GAACAUCCUGGCAAACGUCUCAUUGUUAGAUCGUGACAAGUGCUUGAGCGUGACAAGCGUUCCUUAUCGGAUUCGUACUUGCCGAGUGUGCCGCGUCGUCAUUCCGUCCAUUAUCCGCUGUUAAAAUCGUCUAAAAAUGUUCAGGGCGUUAGCCGCGAUCCUGUUCCUGUCCCAAGCGCAAUGCAUCUUCCCACCCGCCCUUCUCGAGACUGUUUAUCAAUUGUUCGCCGGAAUCCCGAAUGCUUUCGAUGACUCGGUCCCAGAGGAAACAUACGUCUUGAAGGAGUACGAUUUCAUCGUGAUCGGGGCUGGCUCGGCCGGAUCCGUGUUGGCGAAUCGUUUAACAGAGAAUCCCGAUUGGAGCGUGUUACUCCUGGAAGAGGGUAAGGACGAGAUUUUCCUCACGGAUAUUCCGCUGCUCGCUCCCGCUCUACACAUCACGGACUAUGUUCGUUUGCACAAAAGCGAGCCGAGACCUCGGAACGCCGACGGCACCGGUGGUUACUGCUUGUCGAUGAACGACGGUCGCUGCAAUUUGCCGGGGGGUAGGGCCGUCGGGGGCUCCUCGGUGGUAAAUUUCAUGAUAUAUUCCAGAGGAUCGCCUCGCGAUUACGAUGCCUGGGAAGCGCAAGGUAAUCCGGGAUGGAGUUACCAAGACGUAUUACCGUACUUCCUGAAAUCCGAAAAUUGCAAACUGCCGGAUGGAGAUAUCAGAUUCCAUAGUCGCGAAGGCUAUCUCGAUGUCACGACGUCUCCUUACGUAUCCCCUCUGCGAGAACGUUUUCUCCGAGCUGGCGAAGAACUGGGCUAUGACGUAAUCGAUUAUAAUACUGACAAGAUCAUCGGAUUCUCGACGGCGCAGGUUCACUUACGAAACGGCCACAGGGUCAGUGCCAAUAAGGCCUUUCUAAGACCGAUUCGUGACGUAAGGGCCAAUCUAUGUCUGUCGAAAUUAUCCAAAGUAACAAGGAUCGCGAUCGACGCCAAAACGAAAACCGCCGUCGGCGUCGAGUUCGUUAAGAACGGCAAGAAGUUGUACGCCUCUGCCAAAAAGGAGAUAAUACUUUCAGCAGGUACCCUGAAUUCACCGCAACUGUUGAUGCUGUCUGGAAUAGGACCGAAGGAUCACCUCGAAUCUUUGAACAUCCAAGCGAUCGAAGAUCUUCCGGUAGGAUACAAUCUUCAGGAUCACGUCAGCAUGUCGGCGUUGACUUUUCUCGUGAACGAGAGCGUGACCUUGGUCGAACCGCGGAUUGCUUCGAAUUUGGCUAACAGCUUCAACUAUUUCGUGAAAGGAACCGGUCCGCUGACGGUGCCCGGCGCGGCCGAAGCUCUGGCGUUCAUCGAUACAAAGCAGGAUCGAACAAAUACAUUUAUAAACGAAAUACCAUUUAAAGAGAAACGAGAUCCGAACGUAACUUCGAUCAGCGUGAAAUCACACCUACGUUCGAUCGGAUCAAACUUCGUCGUCACCGAACGUCCCGACAUCGAACUGGUUUUAGGCAUAAGCGCUUUGACCGGAGAUAUAUCAGGCAGCUAUCGCGGACUCCUCGGUCUGACCGACGAAUUUUACAAACGAGUUUUCACAGGCUACGAGGGUCUCGAUGCUUUCUCCAUCGUGCCGGUGCUUCUGCACCCGAAGAGCAGGGGACGGGUUACCUUGAGGUCUUCCGACCCGUUUGAUAGGCCUAUUUUCCACAUAAAUUACUACGAUCGCGACGACGAUCUCUGGACUAUGGUCCGGGGCAUUAAGAAGGCUAUCGAGGUGGCAUCGACGAAGUCUUUCAAACGUUACAACGCGACGUUGUUGCCGGUCGCGUUUCCGGGAUGCGAACACGCCUCGUUCGGUACCGAUCCGUACUGGGCUUGCGUCGCUCGCCACGUAACCACGACCCUGGGUCACUUUGCUGGUACGUGCAAGAUGGCCCCGAGAGGGAACUCCGGCGGUGUGGUGGACCACAGGUUACGAGUGCACGGGAUCAACGGUCUCCGAGUCGUGGACGCCAGUAUAAUCCCAAGCUUAGUAGCGGGACACACAAACGCGCCCGCUUAUAUGAUUGCCGAAAAAGCUGCGGAUAUGAUUAAACAAGACUGGAAACCAUACGGAGAUGCGUUUCAUUUAAACACCCCUUUCCUUCCGCAUUGUAAAAUAUAUGUUUUAUUUAUUUACUUCUCUACACGAAUAUUUCUUUUUUACUAAAAGAUAUAUAUGUAUAGAUGCUCGUGCUGCGCCUCGAUCGAAAAGCAUCGUUUUAUCUAUUUACUUUAUUGACGCGUCUUUGGUACCGAU
Molecule: messenger RNA, 2290 nt
Organism: Ceratina calcarata
Lineage: Eukaryota; Metazoa; Arthropoda; Insecta; Hymenoptera; Apidae
Product: glucose dehydrogenase [FAD, quinone]
Exons: 5
Coding region: 137-2200 (687 amino acids)
Molecular function (GO): flavin adenine dinucleotide binding; oxidoreductase activity, acting on CH-OH group of donors
Source: RefSeq, a predicted model, not a curated record